Messenger RNA from Zygosaccharomyces rouxii, 1323 nucleotides. RefSeq names its product Snu56p (gene SNU56). Bases 1 to 1323 code for a protein of 440 amino acids. The transcript has a single exon. Gene Ontology annotation, molecular function: mRNA binding. The record is from RefSeq and is a predicted model, not a curated record. Gene Ontology annotation, biological process: mRNA splicing, via spliceosome. Lineage: Eukaryota; Fungi; Ascomycota; Saccharomycetes; Saccharomycetales; Saccharomycetaceae.
AUGGCACCAAAGAAAAGAGUUGCAACUGAAGAUCCAGUACCGAAAUCUUCAAAGAAAGGUCGUAAACAUGAUGUCUUCGAAUCUCAGGAUAUUUGGAAGAAUUUAGACAGAAUUAGAACUCAAAAUGCGAAAGCGGGAAGUAUCAUACCGAAUAGUUACUUAUUCGUACCCAUCUUUAGCGAUCCAGGUGAUUAUGAGCUCUGUAUUAAUGCAUUACACGAAUUCGUCGAUUCUGGCAAGUUAAAACUACAAUCGUGUGAUGACUGUGUUAUACCCGGCUAUGUGUGCCUGCAAGAUUUUAGCCUUAUGGACUGUAGUCUAGUGCUUUCAAUUUUAUUUGGAUACAAGAAUAAGAAAUGGAUCUCACCCAAUAAUUCCAAGGAUUUUUUUACCAUACCCAAAGGUCUCAACGUUUCAGGAACUUUCUACCUACCGUCAAGCUGUACCGGUUACAAUGUCCGUACUGUUCCCACUUUACGUGAGUCUCAAUUUCAAACUCAUUACAAUUUUAAGGAAUACUACAUCAGUUCAACGAGCCUUUCACAGAUUGUUCAGAGUCUAGUGACCUUCUUUCAUAGCAUCAAAUUUGGUAAAUCUAGCAAGGUUACCUCAUCCUGCUUCUCGAAAGCUUUGAAUCAAAUUUACCAAACGAUGGAUUUAGGCGUAAAGGAACUACCAUUUUUGGGAGAAGCUCUUUACAAUCCUACAAAUUUAACUAAAAUUAAUUUACCAUCCAUUGAAAAAUCCAAGAAUAAUCUACAAAGUUACGCCCAAAAGUUGAUCAAGUACAAUGCUGCAUUAGAACCAUCAUCGUCAUCAUCAAGCAAAAACGAAAAGCAGACAACAUCUACACAUUCCACCACUAGACAAAAUACACCUAGUCGAACCAAUAGCGGUACUGGCAGCAGCGUUAAUACUACUACUCACGGAUCCAGACCCAAUUUCAUGACACAGGACCAAAUCAAGCAACACUGUGUUGCAACUAUCAAGGCAUCACAAGAAGUAGUCAAAGCUAAAUCACCCUACCAAAUCCUAAAGACCUAUGUCAAAUGCCCACGACAAGGCUACAUCGAUAAAGUUUACCAGAAUUUAAACGAUUUACGUGCUCAAACCAAUUGUAACAUAGUGGUUUUAAAUCUAAACAAUUUGCAUGAAUCUCGGCCUUGGUUUGACUCGUUAAACGUAUCGAACUUUACCACUUAUGCCCAACAACCUCAUCCCUCUACGGUCAGGGUGGUAAGUAUUGGUGGUAUCGGUGAGCACGUCCAAAAGGCUCUUGAGCUUAUCUACAAAAUUCUACUACAGGAAAACGUACAUGUGUAA